AUGAUUAUGGACGUCAAGGUUUUGACUUUGCUUUGUGUUUUUCUUCUUUAUGGGGCUUUACCUUUAUGUCGAGCAGAGAAGCACUCUUUGUAUUACAUCUACACGGGUUUGUCUAGACCUGUGGAUCUGCCGGGCAUCUAUGAGUUCUCUGCUAUGGGUCUGUUAGAUGACAGACAGAUUGACUCUUAUAACAGCAGAGAGCAGAGAAAGAUUCCCAAACAGCAGUGGAUGAAGGAGAAAAUGCAGGAGGAUUACUGGGAGAAAGGCACUCAGUCGAGAAAGAGCAAAGAACAGUGGUUUAAUGUGAACGUCCACAUACUGAUGGACCGCAUGAGACACAAUAGAUUAGAUCUUCACGUUCUUCAGUGGAGACACGGCUGUGAAGUGGAAAUAAAAGGAAGUGAAGUGAAAUUUUCCAAAGGCAUUGACGAGUAUGGCUAUGAUGGAGAAAACUUCCUGGCUUUUGAUGAGGCAGAGUCUCAGUGGGUCGCCCCAGUGGAAGAAGCGCUGCCAACCAAGAGAAAAUGGGACAGUGUGCCCAUCCUGAACCAAUACACCAAAGGCUACCUGGAGAAAGAGUGUGUGGACUGGCUCAACAAAUUCAGAGAGUAUGCAAAUGAAGAGCUCAGAAAUGGCUCUCCUCCAGAAGUUCAUGUGUUUGCAGUGAAGUCCAUCAGUGAUAAAACCAAGCUGAAACUCACCUGUCUGGCCACUGGCUUCUACUCCAAAGACACGAUGUUGGUCAUUAGGAGAAAUCGACUGCCUGAAAAAAAAACUGAAUCUACAGGAGUUCGACCAAACCAUGAUCAAACCUUCCAGCUGAGGAAGAGUGUGGAGAUCGAGCAGGAUGAAACGGACGAAUAUGAUUGCUACAUGACCCACAGGACCUUAAAAGGGCCGGUUAUUGCCAGAUGGGAUGGGAAAUGUAAGGACUGCCUGCCAAACCUAAACUGGAUCUGGGUAGUGGCUGGAGCUGUGCUUAUGCUGGGAGUUGUUGCUUUACUGCUUGUCUUACUGAAGAAAAAGAUCAUUGAUUUGAGGCAAAGACUAUCAGGAUCACAGUCACCGUUAUACCAGAUCCAAGCGGAUUCAGAGUCAGAGGAUUAUAAUCACUGA
Molecule: messenger RNA, 1116 nt
Organism: Danio rerio (zebrafish)
Lineage: Eukaryota; Metazoa; Chordata; Actinopteri; Cypriniformes; Danionidae
Gene: mhc1zfa
Product: major histocompatibility complex class I ZFA
Source: RefSeq, marked provisional